AUGUACGAUACCUGGCGACGCAAUUACGGUGAUGCUUUCUGGGCGUCUCAAUCAGCGGUGUUGCGAAUUGAAACUUCAACAAAGAGGGCAGUGAAAGAGAUUGUCGAAGGGAGCGAUCAUGUCAGGAUAAGAUUUAUACGCCAAUAUGUCAGGGGUGAGAUGCGGUCCCCGUUGGCCACAUAUUCCCCAGGUUCAAUUGAAAAACGGACGCCGAUUAUUGUCUCUUCUCCCACUCUCCCACCAUUGAAAAGCGCGAAACAUUCAACGACUGUGGAGGUAGAGUUUGGGUCGAAGUUAGCCCAAAGCGACAGCAACUAUGACGAGUCAAAUCCUUCAUGCGCGGAAGAAGUAUCUAUCGAUAUAACCGAACUCGAGUUACUGGAAACACUGAACAGGAUCGAGCAACACUCCAAUGGGGCUGAAGAAGCACUCCAGGUCGUCUUGGACGAUGACACGGAUUCAGACUCUGAAGAACAAGGACAUUGUGAGCCAUUAGUGUAUGGGUGCAUCUACUAUCAGUUGUAG
Messenger RNA from Gamsiella multidivaricata, 525 nucleotides. RefSeq lists its product as uncharacterized. The transcript is spliced from 2 exons. Lineage: Eukaryota; Fungi; Mortierellomycota; Mortierellomycetes; Mortierellales; Mortierellaceae. The record is from RefSeq and is a predicted model, not a curated record. The coding region runs from base 1 to 525 and encodes 174 amino acids.